CAAAAAAGAAAUUUUAAAUGUCAAAAUAAAAAAUGUUUUAUGUUAUAGCAGUGUAGAUUAUAUUAAUUAUUAAUAUUAAUCAGUCAACAAGGAUCGUUAUCUUUAAUUAACAUUGUUGUUUUAUAAAAACGAAAAAAAGUAUAAAUGUGUCAAUAAGAAGUGAAUAAUUUAUCUUUUUAUUUUUUGUUUUGUUGACCUUUGCUCAGAUAAAUUUAACAUUUUGCUCAGUCAUUUAUAAAUUCUUUUUCAGUUGAUAAUUAAGUCUUGUUUCUGAAAACAUUAAAUCUUAGUUAGAGAACUUUUGAUUAUGUCCAACAAAGUGAGAUUUGAUGGUCGUGUGGUUAUUGUAACCGGUGCUGGAGCAGGACUUGGACGAGCUUAUGCAUUAUUAUUUGCAUCAAGAGGUGCUAGCGUUGUUGUUAAUGAUUUAGGUGGAGGUCGACAUGGCGAUGGAAGUAGUACAAAAGCUGCUGAUGUUGUCGUUGAUGAAAUACGAAGAAAUGGAGGCAAAGCUGUUGCCAAUUACGAUUCUGUGGUGGACGGUGAAAAAGUCGUGAAAUCUGCAAUUGACGCAUUUGGACGCGUUGACAUUGUCAUUAACAAUGCUGGUAUCUUACGAGAUAAAUCAUUCAUGCGAAUGUCAGAUACUGAUUGGGAUCUCGUGCAUAGUGUUCAUUUAAAAGCUGCUGCAAAAAUAACUCAAGCUGCUUGGCCCUAUUUUCGAAAGCAAAGUUAUGGUCGUGUAAUAAUGACAUCAAGUCACAGUGGAAUUUAUGGAAAUUUUGGACAAGCUAAUUAUAGUUCAGCAAAAAUGGGUUUAAUUGGUUUAGCAAAUACUUUAGCACUUGAGGGAGAAAAAUACAAUAUUCAUACAAAUGUCAUUGUACCAACAGCCGCUUCACGUCUCACCGAAGACAUUCUUCCUCCUGAUUUAUUUACGGCUUUGAAACCAGAGUUGAUUGCACCGGUAGUGGCAUGGUUAUGUCACGAGGAUUGUUCAGAUAAUGGAUCUAUCAUUGAUGCAGCGGCCGGUUGGUCAGGAAAAACUCAAGUAAUUCGUUCGUCGGGUUGUAUUUUGCGCAAGAAUUUAAAUGAAAUGGUUACACCUGAGAAUGCCCGAGAUAAUUGGGAAACUGUCACCGACAUGUCUCAAGCGAAACAUUUGAAUUCAAUUGGAGAAGCCACAGGCGAACUUAUAAACGCUCUCGACGAAAUGAGGGAAGGAAAAAGUGGUGGUCCAAUUCAUAGAUGUCAUUACGAUAAACGGGAUAUUAUUCUUUAUGCUCUUGGAGUUGGUGCAACUACACAAGAAUCUUCGGAUAUGUGUUACCUCUAUGAAAAUCAUGAAAAUUUCUCUGUUUUACCAACAUUUUUCGUUGUUUUUGGAACAUCUGGUUCAACAAUUCCAAUAUUUGAAAAUGCUCUACCUGAAGGAGUGCAACUUGAUCCAUCCAGGAUUCUUCAUGGAGAACAAUACUUGGAGGUUUUUAAACGUAUUCCAACAGAAGGCAAAAUUGAGUCACGUUUUCGUUUGCAAGAUGUUCUCGAUAAGGGAAAAGGAGCUGUGGUUUUAAUUGAACAGGAAACUUAUGACAUGGAAAGUGGAGAGAAAUUAGCGAAACUUCAAAUGUCUGUAUUUAUUGUCGGAGCUGGUGGUUUUAAUGGACCACGAAAUUCAUCUCAUAUUAUUCCAACUCUUGAACAUCCAAAACGUAAGCCCGACAUGUCAGUUCAACAAAAAACCAAUGUUGAUCAGGCUGCACUGUACAGAUUAUGUGGCGAUUAUAAUCCACUUCAUAUUGAUCCUAUGAUCGCUAGUUUGGGCGGUUAUUCGCAACCUAUUUUGCAUGGAUUGUGCUCACUUGGAUUCUCGACACGCCACGUGCUUCAUACUUAUGCUGGCGGUGAUUCAGAUUUAUUCAAAGCUAUCAAGGUAAGAUUUUCAAAGCCUGUUUUACCAGGACAAACAUUACGUACUGAUAUGUGGCAAGAAGGAAACAGAAUUCAUUUUGAAACAACAGUAGUUGAAACUGAAACUCCGGUCAUUACAGGUGCUUAUAUUGACUUGAAACAAGUUCAACAGCCAACAGUCAUGAAGAAUUUGUGCUCGGGAAAAAUAAAUCUCGAAAGCGAUGGAGUUUUCGAACAAAUUAAUGAUUACGUCAAGUCACACACUGAAGAAGUUAAAAAAAUAAACGGAAUAUUUUACUAUGUGGUGACAUCGAAAGGCGAGCCAACAGCCCACUGGACUAUUGAUUUGAAAAAAGGAGAAGUAUAUAGAGGUGAACCCAAAACAAAAGCGGAUACUACUCUCACUAUAGAUGAUAAAGAUAUGAUUCAAAUGGCUCUUGGAAAAUUAAAUCCUCAAGUUGCAUUCAUGCAGGGAAAGCUCAAAAUCAAAGGCAAUAUUAUGCUGACUCAGAAAUUGAAAACUUUACUCGAUGCCAAUCGACCAAAAUUGUAAAUUUAUUUAAGUUCUGCCUCUUUUGAAUAUAUAUAUAUAUAUAUAUAUAUAUAUAUAUAUAUAUAUAUUUGUACUAUAUAUGUAAGUAUCUACAAAAUAAUAUGCCGAUAACAUUUUAUAUUCUUCGAUUUAAAUUUGAAAUUUAUAAAAAAAAAAACAUCAGCUAAAGGAUGAGUGCAAAAGGGUCGUAUUUUUCAACAGAAUUUUUUUUUUCUUCGUAUUUAUUAUUUUUUGUUUAAUUUAACAAAAUUGGGUAGACAAUUUACAGGAUUAUGUCUUUGAAUUCAAAUUUUUCACUACUGACGGAAAAUAUUUGUUUCUCGUAAAAAUUUUGUAGCGGGCAAUUGAAAUUUAAAUAUUUUUUAUUGCCUUUCUUUUUCUAUAAUUAAGUGUUUGUGAAAAAUAUCAAAUUAUUAUGCCCUUGACUUUAGAUAUUAAUUUUAACCAAGGGCUAACUUGUUACUAGAUAAUAUUUCUCCCUUCUAUUGUGAAUAGAAUGUUUAUGAAAAAUAUUAUGAUUAUAGAACUACGGAAUAAUGAAAAUUUGCCUAUUGACACUUGUCCUUUAGUUUUAUAAUAAAAGAAAAAUAAGAAAUUAUAGAAAUCAAUUUAUGAAUGAAUAAUCAAGAAUAUAAGUUAUCAAAUGUUCGAAUUAUAUUAAUUGUUUAUUAGGGUUUUAAAGCAUUUAUAACGGGAAAUUUUUAUACACAAUGAAAUAAAAGAAGAUUUAUAAUAUA
Messenger RNA from Leptopilina boulardi, 3201 nucleotides. RefSeq names its product peroxisomal multifunctional enzyme type 2 (gene Mfe2). Gene Ontology annotation, molecular function: oxidoreductase activity. The coding region runs from base 308 to 2464 and encodes 718 amino acids. The transcript is spliced from 16 exons. The record is from RefSeq and is a predicted model, not a curated record. Lineage: Eukaryota; Metazoa; Arthropoda; Insecta; Hymenoptera; Figitidae.